Messenger RNA from Mytilus trossulus (common blue mussel), 1581 nucleotides. Its product is annotated as low-density lipoprotein receptor-related protein 8-like. The transcript has 5 exons. Gene Ontology annotation, biological process: canonical Wnt signaling pathway. Bases 63 to 932 code for a protein of 289 amino acids. Lineage: Eukaryota; Metazoa; Mollusca; Bivalvia; Mytilida; Mytilidae. Gene Ontology annotation, molecular function: Wnt receptor activity; Wnt-protein binding. The record is from RefSeq and is a predicted model, not a curated record.
UUAUGAAAUUAUAAUUAUAUGAAGAUACAACAGGUUAUGGUUGAAUACCAUUAUAUCGCAAUAUGAAUUGUCUUUUGUUUGGAUUUAUGAUUUACGUGAACUUUAUUGACAAAGGUCAUCAACACAAACUUAUCUAUUCAACUUAUGGGAACAUCAAAGAAACCGACUUAAUAACUGGAGAAGUAGCUGAUUUGUUAACGAAUCUACAAAGUGUUAUACAUUCUAUAGAUUAUGACUAUCAAUAUGAAUAUGUUUAUUUUACAAGAUUUGAACGUAAUGAUAUAUUGAGAUUUCGGUAUCCUGCAGAACGACCAUACAUUUCAGAAACUGUAUCAAUUGCAGAUAAACCGGUUGGUGUUGCGGUUGAUUCAUUUAACAGUGACGUGUAUCUGACUGAAUAUGGCACAGGGAAGCUUUAUAGAUGUGCUUCAGAUGGUUCAAAUAAAAUACUUAUACUGCAAGAUGAUCCACUUUAUGCUCUCACAUUAGAUACUUCUAACAGAUGGAUGUAUUAUAGUACUUAUACAACUAGUGGUAAGAUAAGAAAAUCGAGACUAAAUGGAACUGAGAAACAGACAAUCGUCAAUAGUUCACACAGAAUAUAUGGUUUGAGCAUAGAUGCCAUAAGAGGUCGACUUUUUUGGAUGGAAUACAGCAGCGGUGAUUUAAAAUCCUCAAAUUUCAAUGGAGAGAAUGAAAUCAAAGUUGUCAGCACAAAUGCAGCCUCUACAAACAUAGGUAUUCAUGUCUAUGGAAGCAACGUAUACUGUGCAACUGGUACCACCAUUAUCAAUGUCACAACAACAUCUACAAUGAUAAAGAAUAUUAUAUACUCAGAUCCAGAGAGAAUUUUUAGUGUAAUUGUAUAUAAGGAAACAUGUAAGUACAUCAAGGAUUACGUAUUCACAGGAAAUUUUAUGAGCGAUUGUUAGUAUAUUGUAUUCAAAGAUAUAAAAUAAAAGGUUUAAAAAAAUGAAUAACAAAAAUCUAAACUUAAAGGAAAAUUUAAACAAAAAGUGCUUCAAUAAAUAUCUAAAUUGUAAGCUCGUACACAUCAAACGAAUAAAAAACACAUAGGUAACACCUGUCGUACUCCUUACUUGGUACUGAAAUUUUCAUAUGAAAAACAUGGUGGAAUAAACUUGUUUUGGUUGAGCUAGCUCAACCUGUAAUAUAAUUCCACAAUAUUGACAACAAUGUUUUAGAAAAAAAACCAUAAAGGCAUAAAUAAUUCAAAGUAGCAAAAAGUGUGGUAAUACGUGUAUAAUAAAACUGAGCUUGGAGUUAUCAAUAAGUUGUAUUUCAUGUUAUUGAACAGUUUAUAGUCUGAACAAUGUAUUAAAUGCAAUAUACCAAAACCCAAAAGUCUGGUUUGUUACACGAUUAUUUUCUUUUCUUAAUCUAAAUGAUUUUGUAUAUCAAUAUGGUACUAUAUCGUGAACAUCAGUGUUUUUUGUUAAUUUUAUAUACUUGUGCAUGUAUGUUUAUCUUGCAAAGAGUAAACAGUUAUUAACUUACAACUUCUUAACGCAUACUAUGCAUUUGUAAAUAAUUUGCUUUUCUCUGAUAUGAAUGCCUGGG